CGUUUCCAAACGAGCUGUCAUAUUUCCCAGCAAAAAGCAAAAACGUUUGUCGUUGAGUUAAGAUUGUAUUUCUCUCAAGUCGUGCAGCUUUGAUAUUUAACCGUGCUGGAGGUUCGGAGUGCUGCGUUUACAAAUAGUGGCUACAAUGAGGCCCCGAUCAAUGGGGGUUGAUCUUUAACCGUUUGCCGUGCGACAACCAAUCUUUGACUUUCAGGAAUUCCGCCAUCUGCGCUCAGUCGCGCCUUUUUUUGGACAAGACGCCAGCUUUUUUUGUUUUGUUUUUUUUACUUAUUUUUUUUAUACACUAAUUUAAAUUUAAGCUACGUUUCGUUAGGAGAUGGAUCUUCGCUUGACACUCCUCUUCAUCUGUCUCUACAACCAAGGAGUGACUAAUGCUGAGGUGGCAGGAGAAGAGUCGACCCCAUCGCUGCCCCUGAAUCCCAGCCAAAAGGUAAACGAAAGCACGCCAGAGCCGAGUCUGUCAACCGCCGGACCCGACGAGGAGGACUCGGAGGAGGACGAGGGCUGCGCGGUCAUCGGCCGCAACUCGGAGACCAGCGAUGCUGUCGCCGCCGCCGUUCAGAAGUUGGGCAUGGAGCUGCUGCAGCAUCUCAAAACCACGCCCGAGCAGCCCAAUGUCAUGAUAUCGCCUUUCAGCAUCGCUUUGGCGCUCUCCCAGUUGGCUCUUGGUGCCGUCAACGAGACCGAGGAACUGCUGAUGCAACAUCUCCAUGGCAACACCAUCACGUGCUACCACCAUGCCGUCAAUCACGUCUUGACACUGCUCCGAAACAGCGACCUGAAAAUCGGCACCCGCAUCUUCCUUCGCCAAGGCUUUAUUCCAAAGGAGGACUUCCUCGUGGAAUCCAAACGCCUGUACGACUCGGAGCCGGCCGUCCUGGAGAACCUGAAGCAGCUCAACGGCUGGGUGGAAAACGCCACCGACGGGAAGAUGAAGGACUUCCUGUCUGCGUUGCCGCCUAACAUGCUGCUCAUGCUCAUCAACGCCGUCCACUUCAAAGGUGAAUGGGAAGCUCGCUUCGACCCGCAAGCCACCACCACCGGGGCCUUCUUCCUGAACGACAAGCAGAUGGUCAACGUGGACAUCAUGGAAAAUUUCAAACAUCCUUUGAGUUUUCUUUUCGACAGUGAACUCGAGUCCCAGGUCGCAAGCUUCCCGUUUGUGAGGGGGAUGAGCUUUUUAGUAAUCAUGCCCAUGUCCGGCCACGUCAACAUUUCCUCGCUUGCUCCUAAGCUGAAUAUUUCCAGCGUUUACUCUCGUCUGCCCAAGCAAAGAGUCGUUCACGUCAAAGUCCCCAAAUUCAAGCUGGAGUACGCUCAGGAGCUGCAGGAGGUCUUCACCAAAAUGGGCCUCGGAGAGAUGUUUUCCAGCCCCAACCUAGCCGACAUGGCCGACGGGCCCUUACUGGUGUCCAGCAUCCAGCACAAAGCCGCCAUGGAGAUCAACGAGGAGGGGGCGGAGGCCUCCGCCGCCACCACCGUCGUCAUCUCACGCUCGUCCAGUCCGAUUUUCUACCUGAACCACCCCUUCCUCUUCGCCCUCGUGGAGGAGAAGACGAAAGUGCCGAUUUUUAUGGGCGUCGUCAACAACCCCAAUCCUGACGCGCAGGUCUUGCCGAGAGGAGAAAAAAAGAGUAAGGAUAAAGAUGAGGUGCAUAGUGAUAUGAAUCAAAUGGGAGGCCCUCCCAAGUAGCGACGAUCUCGUGUUCAGAUGCCACUUGGUUUAAAAAAAAAAAAAAAAAAAAGAGAGAGCAAGAGCAUUGUGAUUAUACAAAAUAAGUGUACAAUACGAGAUAGCUCGAUUAAAAUGUGAAAAAUGUCAUUCCGUGUUUCAUUUGUUUAGAUUUCCACCAUUGUGUGAAUAUCCUAUUCAAAUAUUUUUGGUGUAGAUGCAAAAUCAUAAUUACUUUUUUUUUUUCAAAUUAAAGUAUAAAAAAAUAUGUAUGCCUCAAGCGGGAGUUUUAGUUCAGAUGUCUAAAUGUAUGGCCAGUUGAAUCUCAUAUCAGCCAUUCUGUGUAAUUAUAAAAUACAUCAAAUAAAUACAAUGUGGCUGAAUU
Molecule: messenger RNA, 2078 nt
Organism: Syngnathus typhle (broad-nosed pipefish)
Lineage: Eukaryota; Metazoa; Chordata; Actinopteri; Syngnathiformes; Syngnathidae
Gene: serpinf2b
Product: serpin peptidase inhibitor, clade F (alpha-2 antiplasmin, pigment epithelium derived factor), member 2b
Exons: 9
Coding region: 338-1714 (458 amino acids)
Biological process (GO): negative regulation of endopeptidase activity
Molecular function (GO): serine-type endopeptidase inhibitor activity
Source: RefSeq, a predicted model, not a curated record